Molecule: messenger RNA, 2795 nt
Organism: Hordeum vulgare subsp. vulgare (domesticated barley)
Lineage: Eukaryota; Viridiplantae; Streptophyta; Magnoliopsida; Poales; Poaceae
Product: plastid division protein CDP1, chloroplastic
Exons: 12
Coding region: 1-2433 (810 amino acids)
Biological process (GO): chloroplast fission
Cellular component (GO): chloroplast inner membrane
Source: RefSeq, a predicted model, not a curated record
AUGGCCAUGCCCACGGCCGCCGCGGCGCUGCUCCACCCCUCCGCCGUCGCCGCCCCGUCCCCCUCCACCUCCUCGGCGCGCCGCAGUGCCCCUUCCUCCUCCUCCCCGGCGCGGCGCGGCGGCAAUGCCUCCGCCGGGCGCGGGGCCGCGGUGCGCGCGAGGGUGGCGGGGGCAGCCGCGCCGGUGACCGAGGCGGCGGCGGCAGAGGGAUGCGGCAGGCAGGAGGCCCCCGCCGCGCCCGCCGUCGAGAUCCCCGUCACAUGCUACCAGAUCCUGGGCGUCACGGAGAAGGCCGAGAAGGACGAGAUCGUCAAGUCGGCCAUCGACCUGAGGAAAUCGGAGAUCGAAGAUGGGUACACGGAGGAGGUGUCCACCUGCAGACAGGCUCUGCUGCUGGACGUGAGAGACAAGCUUCUCUUUGAACAGGAGUACGCAGGAAGCACCAGGGCCAAGGUUCCUCCCAGAUCCUCUCUUCAUAUACCCUGGAGCUGGUUGCCUGCUGCCUUGUGUGUCUUGCAGGAGGUUGGGGAAGAGAAGCUGGUCUUGGACAUUGGUCAGGCAGCUCUACGACGCCCUGAUUCUAAGCCAUAUGCUCACGAUGUACUUCUUGCAAUGGCACUAGCUGAAUGCUCCAUUGCAAAAGCUAGCUUUGAAAAAAGUAAAGUAUCUCUUGGCUUUGAGGCUCUAGCACGUGCUCAAUAUCUUUUGAGGAAAAAAACAUCUUUAGAGAAGAUGCCUCUUCUUGAGCAGAUCGAAGAAUCACUUGAAGAGCUUGCACCAGCUUGCACUCUAGAGGUUUUAAGCCUGCCCCGUACACCUGAAAAUUCUGAACGCAGGCGUGGUGCUAUUGCAGCUCUCUGUGAAUUGCUUGGACAGGGACUUGAUGUCGAGUCAUCUUGUAGAGUUCAUGAUUGGCCUUAUUUCCUGGGCCAGGCAAUGGACAAGUUAUUAGCCACUGAAAUCGUGGAACUACUUUCUUGGGACUCUUUGGCUACAACUCGUAAAAACAAAAAAUCAUUGGAGUCCCAGAGCCAGCGGGUGGUAGUUGACUUCAACUGUUUCUACAGGGCAAUGCUUGCACACCUUGCAUCUGGAUUUUCAACCCGGCAGACUGAGUUGAUAAGUAAAGCUAAAACCAUCUGUGAAUGCCUUGUUGCAUCUGAGAACACCGACCUGAAAUUUGAGGAAUCGUUUUGCUCGUUUCUUCUUGGAGAGGAAUCUGGCACCACAGUUUUUGAAAAGCUUCAGCAGCUUCAAAGUAAUGGAAGUUCCAAUUCAAGGAAUUAUGGGUUAGCUAAAAAGAAAGACAGCAGUGACAAGGUUACUGUCAACCAGUCACUGGAACUGUGGCUGAAGGAUGUGGCACUUUCUCGUUUUGCAGAUACAAGAGAUUGUCCGCCAUCCUUGGCAAACUUCUUUGCUGCUCCUAAGCGCCUCAUUAGCACUUCCAAGCAAAAACUAGGAGCCACAAGAAGAGUCCUUUUGAGCUCUCAGACGUCUUCUAGUGCCUCCACAUCCAACAGGACUUCAGGGCAGCAGAAUCCAAGAUUAAAUUCUACCAGCCAUCUCGGGGAAGCUGUAAAGCAGCUUGCACCAACCACCCUGGGGGGCCAGGGCCAUACAUCAACGGAUAGGCCAGUAAAUGGCUUAAGUACAACAUCUGUUCCUCUGAAGCGCAAUCCCGGAUCCCAUCCUGUAAGAACCUUGGAAUCGUGGGGCCUGACUGGGGAUGUUAUAGGAAAGAUUGCGUACACUGCAGUCCUGGGGUUUGCCCUAUUUGGUACAUUAAAACUGCUCAGAUUUCAGUUCGGGAGCACAAAACCUGUCCCCUCAACUAGAGAAUCUGCAGCCACGUCUUCUCUGAAUGAAGCAUCUUCGUCAGACGGUUCUCUUAUCAGUAGCAGAGUUAGGGAACAGUUUGAGAAGCUGUCAAAAAUGCUUUGGUUGAACAACAGGCUCUAUUUGAGAAGUGAAGGAAGUGAUCUGUCUCCUGGUUCUGGUGAUGUGACUGCUAUAGCUCGCAAGGAAAGGAUGUCUCUUCAAGAAGCAGAAGCGCUUGUGAAGCAGUGGCAAGAUAUCAAAUCUGAAGCUCUUGGCCCUGACUAUGAAAUUGAUAUGCUCUCCGAUGUCCUCGAUGGUUCGAUGCUGUCCAAGUGGCAGGACUUGGCUUUAUCAGCAAAGGAUCAGUCCUGCUACUGGAGAUUUGUCCUGUUGAAUCUCUCUGUUGUUCGAGCCGAGAUCCUGCUUGAUGAGGCUGGUGAUGGUGAAGUGGCGGAAAUCGAUGCUGUGCUUGAGGAAGCUGCUGAGCUUGUUGACGACUCUCAGCCCAAGAAGCCUAGUUAUUACAGUACGUAUGAAGUUCAGUACACGCUGAGGAGGCAGGACGAUGGAUCGUGGAAAAUCUGCGAGGCUGCUGUCCGGGACCUGUCGUGAUUUCUGCCAGAAGGACGACUAACGCAUCAUCUCAUAGGACACGGGGCCAUGUUUAAACAAAGUUCCAACAUAUUAGAAUUUUGUAGUUCACUAGCAUUAGAUCACCAUUGAACCAAAUUCGAAUGCACGGAACCGUUCGAUGAUCUGUGUUUGGGAUGCUCUAGCUGCUCGUGGUGACUUGCAUCAGGAUUCGACACCGAUACCCGCUGAUUUGCUACGUUAGUACAGGAUGCUAACCUCUGCUGAUUUCACAUACCUUUCAUUUCUUUCCGCUUGUCGGGCCUUGGGUGCCCCGCGCGGUGUAACUGAAUUGUGUUAGCCAUUGUUCAUUGUUGAAAGAUCAAUGCAGCUUGCUUCAUUUU